UCUCUCAGUAGUAAAUCACUGUGGCCCUGUUUCGAAAAGUGACUGCUACUGUUGAUGUCUUGACGUUAAUUUUAAAAAAAGCACAAAGAACAGUCUCCGAACAGACAUAAAAAGACCCAGAGUCUGUGAAACGAGAUUCUCGAAAACUGGCUUAAUCCACCGUUGAUGUACUUCGGUUCGGUGCUAACAACAUGGAGAAUCACUCAAACCCUAAACAAGUCUGUAGGGCAUUCAGUGCCGGACACGAGACAUUGUUUUAGCGAGACUUUACAAAUGUCGACCUCCUCGAAAAGGGAUGAUCAUCUAAAUCCGCCUGGCAACAUAUCGCUACGUAUGGCAUCAGCCAAUCCUCGAAUCCAGAACCUUAUAGUUCAAACUUUGCCGAAUCUUCAAUCCAACGCCAUGAACAUCCUCGAUGAUGUUGACGUGUGUAAAUCGAUGGAAGAAAAGCAGCUAACAGGUGUCCAACAAUCGAUCAUGCAUACCGACUGGGCGGUAAAGAAACUUCGGGCCUGGCUUAAGUCUACUGAGCUUACAGCGCAGGAGAGACAAGUGAUCUCAAGGUUAAUCGGUACGGUCAUAGCAGGCAAACAUAAUCUGAUACGGAUGCAGUUACGGUUUCGGGACCUUUACAAUAAACUCAGAGAAACUCAUGAAGAAUUCAAGAGUUGGGUGAUGACUAUAGAUUUAACAACCGAAGACCCAACGGUAUACUCAAGCAUAAGUGAUACCUGGAUGGAGUAUCGGGUUCAAACGCUAUGCAUAAAGUCUCAACUUGAUGAUCUCUACAAUUUGAUUAGGAAAGAUUUGCUUUCGGUGAAAGUGAUCCACCUGUUUGAAAAGUAUGGUCUUUUAGAGUCUUUUCCAGAAGAUCUAAACCAAUAGUGCACACGUGAACAUACAGAUCGUAUUUUGUGUCUGCCCAAGGUUAAAUGAAGACUUGUUUUUUCUAUCAGCACUAACAAUAUUACUGUAUCUGGUUUCUACUAGUGUUCGUAUAUUGUAACAAAAAUUUUUACCAGUAAAAAAAUUUUACGUCGUUCAGGUAUCUCAUCCUCUUACAACAUAAAUAAACGUACAAUAAUAA
This is a messenger RNA of Varroa destructor (honeybee mite), 1087 nucleotides long. RefSeq lists its product as uncharacterized. NCBI's taxonomy places the organism in Eukaryota, Metazoa, Arthropoda, Arachnida, Mesostigmata, Varroidae. The record is from RefSeq and is a predicted model, not a curated record.